This is a messenger RNA of Strigops habroptila (Kakapo), 1108 nucleotides long. It is a transcript of the gene ITPA, whose product is annotated as inosine triphosphatase. Gene Ontology annotation, cellular component: cytoplasm. Lineage: Eukaryota; Metazoa; Chordata; Aves; Psittaciformes; Psittacidae. The coding region runs from base 91 to 999 and encodes 302 amino acids. Gene Ontology annotation, molecular function: nucleoside triphosphate diphosphatase activity. The transcript is spliced from 10 exons. The record is from RefSeq and is a predicted model, not a curated record. Gene Ontology annotation, biological process: nucleoside triphosphate catabolic process.
AUUGGCUGGGCGUGCCGGGGCACCGUGCUGAUUGGCCAAUCAGCCGGCGCUGAUUGGCCGCUGGGCGCGGAGGCGCGACGCGGGGCGAGGAUGGCGGCGCCGGUGCGGCGGAGCGUGGUGUUCGUGACGGGCAACGCCAAAAAGCUGGAAGAGGUCACCCAGAUCCUCGGGGACUCCUUUCCAUACACGUUGGUGGCGAAGAAGAUUGACCUGCCGGAGUACCAGGGAGAGCCAGACGAGAUCUCCGUGCAGAAGUGCCGCGAAGCCGCCCGGCAGUGUUCUGGCAGUCCUGCUGUUGCUCCUUUGGCCUCAUGUGUCCCUCGAGCGGCAGCAGGACAUGACAGUUCCUUCAGCCCAGCUCUAGCAGCAGCAGGACACAGUUUUCUGUCAGCUGGAGCUUCUGAUGGAUCAGCUUCCAGAGCUGUCUCUGUGAAUUCCUGGCCCCCAGGAGGACAGGGGAUGUUCAGCUCUGCUCUCUUUUUUCCAUGCGAGAUCUUUCCUACUGUUCUUCAGCCGCUCUGGCCUGCCUCGGGAGAGCAUGAGUUUGAUUCUGUCUAUCUGGUGUGUAUUGCCUUUGAGGUUCAGGGACCUGUUAUAGUAGAGGAUACCUGCUUGUGCUUCAAUGCCCUGGGGGGGCUUCCAGGACCCUACAUAAAAUGGUUCCUGGAAAAACUCAAACCAGAAGGCCUGUACAAGCUGCUGGCUGGGUUUGAAGACAAAUCUGCCUACGCUCUCUGCACCUUCGCAUUCAGCACUGGAAACCCAGAGGAGCCCGUGAAGCUGUUCAAAGGCCAGACUCACGGGCUGAUAGUGGAGCCCAGAGGCCCUCGAGAUUUUGGCUGGGAUCCCUGCUUUCAACCGGAUGGCUACAACCAGACCUACGCCGAACUGCCCAAGGCAGUGAAGAACUCCAUCUCGCACCGUUACAGAGCGCUGAGCGAGCUCUCUGCCUUCUUUCAUCAGAGCAACUCGACAGAGCCCCGCUCAGGCCCCAGCUAGCCUCCACAGUUGCCCCGUGGCUCUCCGUGUCACACACAGCCCUGGGAGAGCUCCGCUCGGCUGCGGGCUGCCAUUAAAGCUGCUCCUUUUGGAGCCACUGGUACCUUUU